Messenger RNA from Aspergillus clavatus NRRL 1, 1176 nucleotides. RefSeq lists its product as uncharacterized. NCBI's taxonomy places the organism in Eukaryota, Fungi, Ascomycota, Eurotiomycetes, Eurotiales, Aspergillaceae. The transcript has a single exon. The record is from RefSeq and is a predicted model, not a curated record. Bases 1 to 1176 code for a protein of 391 amino acids.
AUGCCAUCCUCUACUUCAGAUCUGACGAGCUCCUCCCUUGAGGUCAUGACUUCGUGGAGCAUCAAGGUGAAACGAUACAGACCACGCAACGAUCAAGAUGACACGAUUCAAUUACUUACAGCCUUCUACGCGUACCUGCCACCUGAUGGACGCAGGAACCUCGUUGACGAUGUUUGGAACUGCGGCUCCGACGACGAACUUUACCACCUAGCUGAGAGUCUUGAUAUGGGUCUGCUGCGUCCGAUCUUCGCCAAUGGGGGCCACACGCCUGAGCUUGGUUCGCCUUCAGAUUCCGCGGGAGAAGAAGAAAGUGAAGACGAGGAUGAGGAUGACGAUGAUGACGAAAAUACCACCUUCCACACCGUCGAUCCAGACUUUCGAAAUGACCUUGCGAGACUGAGAGAAAACUGUCUCCAGAGAGACAAUAAUCGAUGUGUCAUAUCUGGGUGCUAUGACCUGAGCACGAACCAGGACUCGGACCAGAGCUCAGAUCAGGACGUCGAUCUGGUCUUGGAUCAGGGCCUGGAUGGUCCACGUCGCGCGCCCUCUGGCCCUCUUGAGACCGUGCACAUCUUGCCAUCCGUGCUUGGAGAUCUCAAAGACGAGAGGAAGAGAAAGUCGGACGUGUGGGCGAAUCUCUAUCGCUAUUUCCCUGUCUUGAAGACUCUCACGGAUUUCUCUCCGGCAGAUAUCAACCGGGAAGACAAUGCUAUGACAAUGCUAUCCCCGCUUCAUCGGGAGUUCAAGGAGUUUCGAUUCGCAGUCCAGGUUGCUGGCUCUCACCAUUAUCGUGUCAAGACCUUUUCGCGGUUCCCCACGGCGUACAACCAACUUCUGCCGGCAGAUCGACUCCUCACUUUGCCUAAUCACGACCAAAGAUACCUUUCACCAAAUCCCGUACUUUUGUCCGUGCAUGCUUCCAUUGGCAACAUCUUAGAUGCUACCAGCCGGGGCAAAAGAAUCAGUAGAAUCAUGGAGGAGGCCCAGAAUGGUUGGAGCUGCAGACAAUGUAUGGCCGAGGAUGGUAGCACGAAUAUUGAAGAGCUUCUUUCAGUCACUAGCUUGGCUUUACUUGCUUCUGGUGCUCACCAUCGAUCGCAGCCGAGUGACCAUGCAAAUGGAAGGAAACGGAAGUUGGCUUUCGAUGACAAUGUCGGCAUCCAGAUGAAGAAAUAA